Drepanopeziza brunnea f. sp. 'multigermtubi' MB_m1 is the source of this 2061-nucleotide messenger RNA. RefSeq lists its product as uncharacterized. NCBI's taxonomy places the organism in Eukaryota, Fungi, Ascomycota, Leotiomycetes, Helotiales, Drepanopezizaceae. Gene Ontology annotation, molecular function: transmembrane transporter activity. Gene Ontology annotation, cellular component: plasma membrane. Gene Ontology annotation, biological process: transmembrane transport. The record is from RefSeq and is a predicted model, not a curated record.
AUGUUGUCGUUUUUCUCGGGGGCCGAAACUUUGAUAAGUACCCGCAUGUCGAUGACUAAGCCUUGGCCAUCUUUUGCCGAUGUGUUAUGCAACACUUCCAACAGAGAUUCAAAGGCUUAUAAUCGCUCAAUCUUCUACGACAUCUACGAACAAGGUCUGUUUUGUCUUUUCUUGCUCUGGAGAGGCAAUUCAUGUCAGCCACUCGGGACAUCUACCUACUCAGCUCCUCUCGUGACUCAGAUCCGAAAUAUGGAUGAUGUUGACCGGCUGGCGCAGAGCAGGGAGAACGUAGUAGCGUCGCUCUCCUCGUCCAGGACGUGCUGCUGUACCCUUCACCACUCCCCUUUCUCCUUCCCUUUCCCGAAGCCACUGUUUAGCACCGAUGCAAGCUCAGUGUUUUUGCGCGAUCCGGCUUCCUUUGCCGUCGUCGCUGUCGAGGCUGGCGAGGCCGAAUCCGAGAGCGGAGGGGGAAAGAAGGAUUGGCGGUUCUGGAUGAUCUUCCUCUCCGUCUGCGUCACCACGCUCCUGGUGGCCAUCGACCUCUCCAUCGUCUCCACCGCGCUCCCGACCAUCGCGCUCGACCUGGACGCCGACGAGCUCUUCGUCUGGGUUGCCAAUGCUUAUGUCCUGGCGUCCACCGCCGUCCAGCCGCUCUUCGGUCAGGCAGCCAACAUCUUCGGACGUCGGUCGCUGACCAUCAUCUCGGUCCUGCUGUUUAUGCUCGGCUCCGGUCUUGCGGGAGGGGCUUCGAACAUUGGCAUGAUCAUCGCAGCUCGCACUGUCCAAGGCAUCGGGGGUGGUGGCAUUAUCACCCUGGGAGAGAUCAUCAUCUGUGAUCUACUUCCUCUGCGUGAGAGAGGCCAGUAUACCGGUCUUCUCGCGGGAACCUAUGCCAUUGGCACCAUCAUUGGGCCCGUUCUUGGUGGCAUCUUCACGCAGCACGUUACGUGGCGUUGGAUCUUUUACAUCAAUCUCCCCGUCUCAGGGGUCGCCCUCCUUUUCAUCAUCCCUUUCCUCAACUUGAAGUACAAGCGAGUCGGAACGGUUUGGGACCGCACCAAGCGGGUGGACUGGCUGGGAAAUUUCGUCCUCAUCGGAGCAGUCACCGCCAUUCUCCUCGCUCUCGCCUGGGGUGGAACCAAGUUCUCUUGGUCAUCGUGGCACAUUCUCCUCCCCCUGGUCAUGGGAUUCCUCGGCCUGGUCGGCUUUGCCACCAUCCAAGUCUCAGGCUACGUCGAGGAGCCAACCAUGCCGCCGAGGCUCUUCACCAACCGCACCUCCGUCUCGAUCUACGUCAUGGCCUUCGUACACGGCAUCCUACUCCUGUGGAUCACCUACUUCCUCCCCGUCUAUUUCCAGGCCGUGAGGAACGCGUCGCCGUCCCGAGCCGGAGUGAUGCUCUUCCCCACGGCCACCACCAUCGCCCCAGCCGCCGCAAUCUCAGGCGUGAUCAUCACCAUCACCGGCCGCUACCGCAUCUUCCACUACCUCGGCUUCGUUUUCAUGUCUCUCGGCUGCGGCCUCUUCGCCCUGCUCGACGAGAAGUCCGGCGUGGCCAUGUGGGUCGGCUUCCAGGUCCUCUUCGGGCUCGGGAACGGCAUGGUGUACAAUUCCAUGAUCCCACCCCUCCUCGCCAGCCUGCCGCCGACCGAGGUGGCGACGGCGACGGCCAGCUGGACUUUUUUCCGCUCCUUCGGUUCCAUCUGGGGCAUCGCCAUCCCGAGCGCUAUCUUCAACGACCGCGUGAACCGCCUGGUCCGCGAGAGGCUGGCCGUAAACGCGCCGACAGUCGCGGCCCAGCUCAUGAACGGGAAGGCAUACGAGCGAGCCACGGCGGUCUUCAUCGCUAGCCUCGGCGCAAACGUGAAGCCGGUCGUGGUCGGCAUCUACGUCGAUGCGCUGAAGGUGGUGUGGUACGCGAGCAUCGCCUUUGCGGUCGUCGGCUUGCCGAUCUGCUUGUUCGUGAAGGCCUUGGACUUGAGCAGUACGCUGGAGACGGAGUUUGGGAUGGAGGAGAAGAGGAAGAGGAUGAAGGAAACCGGACGGGGUGGUCCGGCAUAG